Messenger RNA from Tyto alba (common barn owl), 3327 nucleotides. It is a transcript of the gene SLC26A8, whose product is annotated as solute carrier family 26 member 8. The transcript is spliced from 20 exons. Gene Ontology annotation, molecular function: oxalate transmembrane transporter activity; chloride transmembrane transporter activity; sulfate transmembrane transporter activity. The record is from RefSeq and is a predicted model, not a curated record. The coding region runs from base 148 to 2721 and encodes 857 amino acids. NCBI's taxonomy places the organism in Eukaryota, Metazoa, Chordata, Aves, Strigiformes, Tytonidae. Gene Ontology annotation, biological process: transmembrane transport. Gene Ontology annotation, cellular component: membrane.
UCUGGGGGUGCCGGGAGCCCCGUCACCGCCUUCCCCCCCUCCCCGCCGCACCCCGGCUUCUCUCCCGGCUCCCUCCCCUCCCCGGAACGCGAGGGGCGGGAUAAACCCCCGUGAGAGGCAACCAGCAGCUUAUAGGUUCCAAAGAGGAUGCAGACAGAGGAGCACUUCCAGGCAUACUUUGAAAGAAAACUGUCCUCCACCUUGGGUGGAGUAGUACAAAUCCAGCGAGAGAACAGACGGCUACAGUGCAGCUUCUCCUGGGGGAGGUUUGGAAAGAUCAUACUCAAGGUGUUCCCUGUCCUGAACUGGCUGCUUUCGUAUCGGUUCAGAGAAUGGAUCUUGAGGGAUCUACAUGCAGGCCUAAGUGUUGGGAUGUUUCAGAUUCCUCAAGGGUUUUUAGGAGUUUGGCUGACCAGGUUGCCUCUGCCAAGUAUCAAUGGCUUCCUUUCUGCAUUCUGCUGCUCGAUGACAUAUGUUAUGUUUGGGACUUCACAUCACAUCUCAAUUGGCUCAUUCAGCAUCCUAAAUAUGGUGGUGGCAGACAUUCUGAAGACUCUUACUUUCAACCAAACAUUCUCCUUUAAUGGCUCACUGGACAACAUCUCAGAUCCUAAACUUACGAAAGAUUACAUGGAAGCCUUGACACUUACUGCAUCAGUAACAUUUUUGACUGGCGUCAUUCAGUUGCUGCUAGGUUGCUUUUGCCUGGGGUUUGUAACAUCAUAUGUGCCAAAGACUCUCAUCGAUGCUUACCUCACUGCAGCAGCACUGCAUGUCAUUGUAUCACAGUUUAGCUUUAUCUUUGACGUCGUGCUUGACUUCCAUAAGGGUCCCCUCGGCAUUUUCUAUAAUCUAUUUCGUUUCCUCCUGGUCCUCCCAAAGGCUAAUGCCACCAGCAUAUUGCUAUUUUUGCUUAGCAUGGCUAUGCUACGAGUCAACACAUGCAUCAUGAUAACUUAUAAACAUAGUCCUAUUGCAUUUCCUAUGGAACUUCUCUUGAUUAUCACAGUCGUCAUUAUUUCUAAUUGCAUUCAUCUUCAUGCUGAGUCUAGUAGUGCUGUGGUCAGUAUGAUUCCUCAGAGGUUUGUGCCUCCUACAUCGCCAGAUUUAUCAAACCUGAGCAAGAUAAUACUGCAUGCCUUCUCUCUUGCUCUUGUAAGCUAUUUCCUUCUUGUUUUUGCUGGGGAGAGAUACGCUUCACUUCACAACUACAAUAUUGCCAGCAAUCAGGAGCUAGUAGCUGUAGGGCUAUGCAAUAUUUGCAGCUCAUUUUUCAAAAGCUUUGUUGUCAGCUGUGCUAUUUCUGGAACUGUCAUUCAAGAGAAGACAGGGGGAAGAACACAGUUAGCAGCAGUGAUUGGAGCAUCUAUGAUGCUGAUGAUUUCACUGAAACUAGGACGCUUUUUCCAGAUGAUACCAAAUGGUAUACUGGCUGCUAUUGUGGUAUUUAACAUGAUCCCUUUUCUUGAAAAAUUUCUGGAUGUCCCCAUCCUGUGGAGACAGGAUAAGUAUCAUUUUGUUAUUUGGCUUGUAACUUUUGCUGCAGUGCUUUGUUUUGGUCUUGAUGUCGGUUUAGUGAUCGCCAUGGGAUCUGCAUUCUUCAUAAUCACCAUUAGGUCACACAGAAUGAAGAUGGUGGUGCUGGGACAGAUUCCAAACAUGAAUAUUUAUAGAAGUUUAUCCGUCUACAGAGCCGCAAGGGAGAUUGAAGGUAUCAAAAUCUUCCAGUGCUGUUCCUCCAUCUCUUUUGCAAACAUGAAUCACUUCAAAACCUAUUUGUUAUGCAAGAUGGACAUGAAAGCAGUGCCUCUAGAUGAAAGUGAAAUGAGAGCUUUAAUUUCAUUUAGUCUGCCUGACACUGGACAAGAUCUUAAAUGCUCUUGUGUCUGUGAUCCACCUCUACCACCACCUAGGAUACCAUACACGGAGAAACUGGUGAAGCGACAUCACACAGGCAGCAGGUCCUCGUCAUCAGUUAAUUUGGUACACUGGUCAAAGUAUGGAGACAAACUUAGCUCUAGGAUGCUCUGGGUGGGACCAGCAGACGCCCAGUGCGCAUCCCCAGGCUCUAACGAGGGACUUACGACUGAGAAGAACAAGGAUGAGGGGAGAAGAGCUUGCCUUUCACUGGGCUCUGCAGUAGAUGAUUCCUCGGUACAGUUAGAUCAGGAGGAACAGCCGAUGCGCUUGCCGUGUCCAGUUCACACCAUUAUUUUAGACUUCAGCAUGGUACAAUUUGUGGAUUUGCUAGGCUCAGUGUUACUGCAACAAAUCAUUCAUAUGUUUCACAAUACUGGCAUUACAGUCCUCAUAGCUGGCUGUCACUCCUCUGUGAUAGCAGACUUUGAGAAGAAUGGUUUCUUUGACAGCUGUGUCACCAAAGAACGAUUCUUUCUAACUCUUCAUGAUGCUGUGCUGUCUGCUCUGGGCAACCAUCAAAACCCAGCUGAGCUAGAACCUACUGCGCAAGGGUUUGCCGAAGAAUCACUAGCUGAACAGCAGAAGGGAAGAAGACUGUACUUGAAGAAGAAUGAAGAUUUCUUCUCUGUAAAGAACUCUGACAACGAACUUCUGCAUGAAGAGCCAAUAUCAGAUGUCUCGCGCUCAGCCCAGAAUAAAGCAGAGCCAAGCUCUCUCCAGCAGUGUGAUGCUCCACCCCUUCGGUCGGAUUUCCAGGACCCAGGCUGGGGGAAGAGAUGGAAGUAUACCAGCAAUCCCUGAAUUAUAACUGUUGGGGAAUUGGGAUUUCAGUAGAGAAAGGUACAGUUAAGCAACAGUUGUGGCGAUUCUUGUCAGCCUUUGAUCCUAUUUAUUUUAAUUUUUUCUGUUCCAGAGUUCUUAAAAUAGACAGCCUGCCUAAUGCCCCCAGUAAUUCUGUUGUUCUAAACAAAAUGCAACAUUUAUGUUAUUGCUUUCAAGCAGGCAUGCUACCCAACAAUACUGAAAGCAGAGAAAUGUCAAUGUAUAAGAUAAUUUCUAGUUUUGUAGAUAAUUCUAGCAAAUUAUUUGCACUAGUUUUCUAAAAUUCUGUAGAUGUUUAAAUGUCCUAACUUAGCACUUCUUAUAUAUUAAUUGCUUGCUUUGCUUGCUAGCAAGUAAAAUGAAUCUGCCAUGUUUCAACAGAUUACAUGCUGGCAGUUUUAUUAUUUUCAGAUGUAUUUAGAAUGAUGUGAAGCUUUAAAGAAAACAUUUUAUUAUUACUCUUCAACACUUUGAUGAAGUUGAUACUGUCUGCACUAAUAUAACAUGGUGUCUGUCCAUUAUUUCUUCCUCAGUCCCUUUCUAAUCCACCAGAACUAAAUCCUAGUAAACAGAAUAAUACUUGUU